AUGACUGCACCAUCUCCCACUAACGAGUUAGUUCCCGCCGACGAGCUUGAUGUCCAAAGCGACAAUGAUUCGACUCUCGAUUCGGAUGCAGCCAGUUCUACCGCUUCAGUGUCGGAGAGUAUCCUUGAAUAUCGUCGAAUCCAAGGACGCACAUACCAUAGCGACAAGUUUAGGAACGGCUAUGUUUUUCCAAAUGAUGAUCGACAGUUAGAAUCGGUGGAUUUGAGCCAUCACUAUCUCACUCUUCUUUUGGGCGGUAAACUGUUUCUUGCGCCAAUUGGAGAUAACGUUCAAAAGGUACUAGAUAUUGGCACUGGAAGUGGUAUUUGGGCCAUUGACUUUGGCGACCAAUACCCAGGGGCCGAGGUUAUAGGCACCGACCUAUCACCCUGCCAGCCAGAAUGGGUUCCUCCUAACGUCCGUUUCGAGAUAGACGACGCUACAGAACCUUGGACCCGACAAAAUGACUUCUUUGACUUUAUCCACAUCCGUUAUCUCUUCGGGUCCAUCCCAGAUUGGCACCAUCUCUUUGAAGAAGCCUACCGCUGCUGUGCCCCUGGGGGUUGGAUAGAGUCAGUCGAGGCUGACGUUCGCAUUCGCAGUGAUGAUGGGACUGCAGAUUUGGAGCCUGUAUGGAAGACAUGUGACAAGAUGUACGAAGAAGGAGGCAAGGUCCUCAAACGUCCAUUCUUCGUAAGUGAAGUCCAAGUUGAGGGUAUGAAAAAGGCUGGUUUUGUGGACCUCAAGACGGUGGACUACAAGAUUCCAAUUGGCGGGUGGCCAAAAGACCCCUCCAUGGCCCAAAUCGGACGCUUCGUCCAGCAAACCUUGGAGAACGAUCUUGAAGGCUACUCCUUCUUGCUGUGGAAUCAAGUUCUUAACUGGCCUGAAGAUGAGUACCACAUCUUCCUCAUGCAGAUUCGCGGGGCUCUCCGUAAUCGCAAGGUUCACAGUUAUAUCACAACGCGGUAUAUUUACGGCCGGAAGCCAGAGAAGGAAUGA
Fusarium sp. VM40 is the source of this 1002-nucleotide messenger RNA. Lineage: Eukaryota; Fungi; Ascomycota; Sordariomycetes; Hypocreales; Nectriaceae. The record is from the annotation of a GenBank genome assembly.